AUGAUUUCGGAAGAGAUUUGUUGCUACCCAAAGAUUCCUUCUACAUCUCACAGAAAGAGACCGACUUUACCGAUUUCUAUUGUCUCAUGGAGUGCAGGCAAUAACAGUUUCCUGGUGAAGGAUCCACGCCAUUUCUCUCUUCAUCUGCUCCCUCUCCAUUUCAAACACUCCAACUUUUCAAGCUUCCUUCGACAGCUCAACACAUAUGAUUUUCGUAAAGUGGAUCCUGAUAAAUGGGAGUUUGCACACGAAUGCUUUCUUCCAAUCGUCUCAGGGGGCGGGCAGUCAAGUGGACGGACGCCAUUGUUAUGGAGCUCUGAGACGCUUCAAAAGAGGCAUCUUGAUGUUGGUAAAAAGAGGAGAUUGUUGCCAAUGCCACGUACAACAUCUGCUACUACUAGUACCUCAUUUGUUGUAUCCACAACCUGUUCAUUUUGA
Messenger RNA from Cryptomeria japonica (Japanese cedar), 438 nucleotides. RefSeq names its product heat stress transcription factor C-1b-like. Lineage: Eukaryota; Viridiplantae; Streptophyta; Pinopsida; Cupressales; Cupressaceae. Bases 1 to 438 code for a protein of 145 amino acids. Gene Ontology annotation, biological process: regulation of transcription by RNA polymerase II. Gene Ontology annotation, molecular function: RNA polymerase II cis-regulatory region sequence-specific DNA binding; DNA-binding transcription factor activity. The record is from RefSeq and is a predicted model, not a curated record. The transcript is spliced from 5 exons. Gene Ontology annotation, cellular component: nucleus.